UGACAACAAACAAGUGAUGGAAAUAUGAUUUUCCUUUCGAAAUGUAAAAAGUAUCUUGCAAUAAAUUAUAGCCUGGUUAUGUGUGUGAAAUGUCGAAAGAAAACGCUAACUUGCGAUUGCUCGGCUCACCUGUAAAUUUGUCAUACCGCAACAAGAAAAGAGAAGAUAGGAAGAACGUACGCAAUCGUCCGCGAUCUGCCGUGAAUAACUCUUCUAUAAUUCAGGAUCAUCAAGAACGAUUCAAGAGGCCUUUCUCAGCGGAUACGAAGGACCGCGCGCCCUCAACUAGGACAUUCUUCAAAGCAUUCAGUGCUGAGCUUCUUGAGUGUUAUAAUAAUUCACCGACAACUGUCAAGGUGGUAGCACCAACACUAGAAAUACUAGGGGAUAAUAACGCCGGUGAAAGGCAUCUCCAAAAAAAAGACGAAAUCUGCAGCAAUGUUUCUGAUUACGGCUCUGAAGACACAUUCAUCAGUUUAGGAACGAAAAUCAAAGCUAGAGCUCAACUAAGUCCUAAACCUAAAAUUACUAACCCCAAAAAUCUUUUAAAAUAUAGAAAUAUAGCGAGAAAAUCUCGGAAACCCAUGGAAAAUACAGUGAAUGAAGAAUUAAGACAAGAAUAUGGUAUGGAGAUAAAAAUAACUGAACGUUCCCCAUCUCCAACUAAAUCCAAUAGUGGAUAUGGUAGAAGUCCGUCACCAACGACUCGUGCUUAUGAGUCCUAUUUUGUAUCAUUAGAAGAAAAUGGGGAUCUGGGAAGGAUGUCUUUAGGUUCCAAUAUUGAUAUUGAAGUAGAACAAGCGAUAGAUAAGUACUCUCGUCGUCUUGCAGCUAGUAAGCAACAAUUGUCACUCGUUGAAGAAGAAUCGACACCAGAUGUUGAUAGUGGGCCUUCCCAGAAUCUCUCAAGCUUGUCGCCAGAAAAUUCUUUGGAGGGUCCAAAGGAUGACGGCGAUGCCAUUGAUGAUUUAACUGGCAGGAAAACCUAUGUUGUUGAUGAUAUUAAAAUUGAUUACGGUAUAACGCAGAAUAUAAUACGUGAUCCUCGGACGUAUACACAUUUUUAUGAUGAUUUUCAAAGGGAUUCGUAUAAAUGCAAAUUAUCUAGUACCGUCGUACAUACAGACUCAUCGUCUAAAGACUCUGGUUAUCCAGAUAGUGGGCCGAAUGAUGAAAAAAUUUACAGUCAAAACUAUUCUCUUCCAACUUCAUCAUUGUUAAAGAAAACUAAUGUCACCAAGAUGGAGGAACAACCAAAAAGCUUAGAUAGCAUAUCUACGAAUAGCAGUGACAAAACUUAUCGAAAUAUUUGUGGUUUGGACAAAAAUAAACAGUGGACUGAACCUUUAAAUCACAGUCGCUUACUGUAUAAAGACUUCUUCUUGAAGAAAGAAGGUCAUAUAGCAGUUCCACCGCAAAAUUCGCCUAGUAAAAAUGAAGGGAAUAAUGUGCCUGGAAAUAAUGGAGAUGCAAACACGAAAGUAGAUAAUAUGAGUGAUGAUUGUGACUAUCCAUCAUAUUUGGUUAAUAGUAGCACUAAAGCAUACACUUCGAAAGUUAUAGAAGAUUACAAAAGAGAACUGGAAACAAUUAAUAAUUUACAUGAACUGACAUUGAAGGAUAUUAAAACUGAUGCAAUAUCGCCAACACCAUUGAAUAUUGAUAAUUUAUUUGAAGACCAUUCCAAUAUAAUAGAUAUUAAAAAGGAUGAAAUAUCAACAAAUAACCAUGAUUUGAAAUGUCAUGACAAAAAUAAAAAUUCUUUAAAUACAAAAAAGAGAGAUGUAUCAAAAAUAUCUACCAAGGAACUAAUUCAAAACUAUUUUAAAGUUAAGGAAGGUGAUUUUAAAGGAAACUUACCAAAAAACACAAGAAAGAAAGCGAAUAAUGUUACGCCAAAAGAUGAAAUAGUAUACAAACAAGAAUGGAAUAACAGGACAUCAAUAACUUCGCCGAAAAACAUCCCAGUUAUUAGAAAUCAAACCCAAAAAAAUCUAUUCACAAUGCGGACUCCGUCGAGCGCAAGGAUUGAAAGCGUCCAAAACGACAAGGACGUAGAUUCUUGGAUGUCACUCACCGCUCCAUCGCCGACUUUGUUAGAAAUAGACGAAGUGUCGCCUCCAGUUGAAGAAGUAAUCAACACCGAUACUAAUAUUGCUGAUGAUAAGAUGGAAGAAGAUCUUACUCCACCACCCCCUCCUGUCACUUCCACUGAAAGAGAUAUUCAGCAAGUCAAAGAACUGAGCUCUAAGUCUACGGUUCUGGACAUAUACUCCAUGUUAAAGGAAAUAGAAAGUUAUGGUGAUAAUCCUGUAGCUUCUGCGAAAGUGGAAGAAGCCAACGACAAAGUAGCAGAAGAAAGAUCACCGACUCCUAAAGAUAAUUUUAUGGAAAUAUUCCAGUUUUUGGAGAAAGUAGAACAGAGCGCCAAUGACGCCUUGUCGGUCGUUACAAAUACCACUCCACAAACAAUACCCAACCUCGACAGCCUGUUAAAGCUGCCACAAACGGAACUGGCGCAACGGUUGGUGACAGCAUCGCUUCAGCUCGAAGAGAGGUCGUGCUGCAUCGCACUGUUGCAGGAGAGCCUGGCCAAUCACAAGGAGCAGAUGAUACAAAAAGUGAGCAAUUUAGAGAAGCAGUCUCAACGAAAUAUAGCCAAAGUGAAACAAGAAUGCGAGGAGGCGAUUAAGCGUCAUCAGAACUUUAUUGACCAGCUGAUAAACGACAAAAAGACAUUGAACCAUCGCAUCGAGCAGCUAGUGGACGAGCGGCGCAGCGCCGAGGAGCGAUGGAAGCGAUCGGCCCAAGUACUAGAGGACAGGUACAAGCUGGAGCUGCGCAACCAACACGACAAGAUGGCCGCCGCGCAGCAGGUGGCACGGCAACGCUGGGUGCGACAAAAAGCUGAAAAGAUCAAAGAGUUGACAGUAAAAGGUCUGGAAGGCGAGCUCCGGGAAAUGGCAGAGCGGCAACAGAAAGAUAUAUCGGACUUGAAGAUGAACCACGCUGAACAACUUGGGAAGAGUCAGGCAAAGCACGCCCAGGAGUUGGAGGAGUUGAGGCGGCGGCUAGAGGAAGAGAAGGAGAUGGCAUUGGUGAAAGAGAGACAACUGGCUAGCUCACGCUUAGAAAAACAAAUAUUGGAGUUGGAGGUGACGUAUCAAGAGCAAAGAACUCGUUUGGUGGCCGACAUGCGCGCUGAGAACGAACGCGUCGCGGCGGACCUUGCGGACAAGGAGAGAGCGCAGAAACAACAAUUUGAUUCUUGGAAGAGGGAACAAGAGAAAUUACUUGAAGAAGCGAGACUGCAGUUGGAUAAAGAAAUCGCAAAUGAAAAACAAAAAAUGGAGGAAAAAGUUAAGCAAAAACAGCAAGAGCUAGAAGAACAGUUUGAAGAGUAUAAGAAGAAGUACGAAGCGGAACAGCAAGUGAUACUGAAGAAGAAAGUGACGGAGAUAGCCGCUCAGCACAAACAAGAAAGAGACAGAGAGAUCGAACGCGCGAUAGAGAGCAUGGAGGCAGAGGCACAGGCGGGCAGGAAGGAGUUGCAAGAGGCACUUAGGAGGAAUAAGGAGCAAUAUGAAGUGGAGUUGAAAGAGUUGGCAGAGACGGAACAAGCGACGCUGCGACGAUAUCAAGAGGCGCAGGCCAGAGUGCGGCAAACAGAGGAUCGAUGCGCGGAACUAGAAGUAACGAUAUCACAACUAGAGACGCGAAAUAGACUUUUGACUGAGAAAAACACACAACUGGAGUCGCGUGCGGAGGAGGUCCGCGCCAGCUGCGAACAGACGUGGCGCGACACCGUACACGCGCUUCAGAAAGAGAUGGACGACGCCAAGAAAACGCAUGAGGAGCAGAUGCACCAGCUUUAUGCCAAAGUGAAGGUGGCGGUGGCUCGCAAGGACUCCGCGAUCCAGGCGCUCACCCGCGAGACCGCCAAGUACCAGGAGAAGGUCACCGUGCUAGAACAGAAGCUACAGCAGCAGAGGAAAGACUUCCUCAAGCAGAAGUAACUUGCUAACGUCAAAACAACAAUAAAAUGCAAAUCGAUUAAACAUAAUCGAUUAGUUAUCAUAUUAGUGUGAUUGGUCAUCGAAAAUCGAUUUAAAAAAAUAAUCGAUUAGUGAAUAUAUCACAAUUUGUUAAAAUAAUCUUGAUAUAUUUUGAAAGUUUUAUAGAAUGUAAUGAUUGUGUUGAUUUUUAAUUAUCUUAUUGGAAAUAAAUUAGGUAAAUAUUUGUGUGAUAGCCUAGUCCGUCCAAGGUUGUUUUUUAGUAUAAAAGCAUUAUGUUGAUCUCAAAGGUGUGUUCAAUAAAGUAGACUGUUUUAGAAGUAUGUUAACUUUUUAAACUGUGUAUGUGUGUGUCGUGCCUGUGUGUGUAAAGAUACAUAGUUGUUUUUAAUAUCUUGAUUUUGGGAUCACCAAAUGUAGCUACUCAAUGCUAAUGGUUGGUAAUGAAUGUUAUUUUUUUUUCCAUAAAGUUACAAUAGUCACUCAGUUGGCACAGAGCUAAGAGGGACUACUUCGCGCUUUUAAAGGAACGUGUGUGUAUAAACGUUUCGUCAAGUUUAUCGAGUAAAAUCCAUGACGGUAUCUCCACUCGCUACUUAGUAACCUUUUUAAUAAGGGAUUCCAAUCGCUUUUUGAAUGGAUUACGAAUAUGGGCCAAUCAGAAUAAAGUUUUUAUUUUACAAGAUAAUGACUUGUUUUGAUUGGUUUAUUUUGGGAUCGGAAUCGUCUAUCAGCGGUAUGCUGGUAUGGGCUUUAGCGUGGAGUGGAGUGCUUAGUAAUAUUUAUGAAUUUUUCUCUGUAAUAUUAUGAAGAUUUGCCAAUAAAAAACUAUUUAUAUAAA
Manduca sexta (tobacco hornworm) is the source of this 4854-nucleotide messenger RNA. It is a transcript of the gene dila, whose product is annotated as centrosomal protein of 131 kDa. The transcript has 16 exons. NCBI's taxonomy places the organism in Eukaryota, Metazoa, Arthropoda, Insecta, Lepidoptera, Sphingidae. Gene Ontology annotation, biological process: regulation of centrosome duplication; cilium assembly; intraciliary transport involved in cilium assembly. The record is from RefSeq and is a predicted model, not a curated record. The coding region runs from base 90 to 4016 and encodes 1308 amino acids. Gene Ontology annotation, cellular component: centriolar satellite.